Messenger RNA from Etheostoma spectabile (orangethroat darter), 2355 nucleotides. RefSeq names its product P2Y purinoceptor 13. Gene Ontology annotation, molecular function: G protein-coupled purinergic nucleotide receptor activity. Gene Ontology annotation, cellular component: membrane. Gene Ontology annotation, biological process: negative regulation of adenylate cyclase activity; G protein-coupled receptor signaling pathway. Lineage: Eukaryota; Metazoa; Chordata; Actinopteri; Perciformes; Percidae. The record is from RefSeq and is a predicted model, not a curated record.
GGGUGCAGGAGAUGUGUGUCGAGAAAUGAGUCCAUGGCUUUGGUGUUCGCCACAACAGCUACAGAGACUGACGCAAGCUAGCGGAGGCAGGGGGACUGGCACGGAGCAGAACAAGCUCCUCAGCAGACAAUUGGAACAGGAAGCAAGGAAGGAAAGGGUCUUUCACCCGGAGGAAGACUGGCAAACACAUUGGGAUUGUGACAAGACAGCCACACAGUAGCUCCAGAGACCACCCAUUGUCCACAGAGGAUCAGAAGAUGAACAACACACUGUCAAACACUUCCAAGUGUGUUCGGGAUACCAGUCUCACAGCUGUGAUUUUCCCCUGCCUAUACAGCAUUCUCUUUGUAGUCGCCCUGAUACUCAAUUCCCUGGCUGCAUGGAUCUUCUUCAGCAUCCCCAGCUCCUCAACGUUUGUGGUCUUUCUUAAAAAUGUGGUGGUGGCUGACCUGCUGAUGACCCUGACCAUCCCUCUGAGAGUCUUAAGUGAUGCGGGCGUGGGUCACUGGCAACUACGCGCCUUCCACUGCCGAUACUCCGCCGUUCUCUUCUACAUCACCAUGUACAUCAGCAUCCUCUUGCUGGGCCUCAUUAGCCUGGACCGCUACCUGAAGAUAGUCAGGCCCCCCGGGAAGUGUGCCCUGCAGCGGGUUCGUGUUGGUCAGGUGCUGAGUGCUGCUGUCUGGGCAGUCAUGUUGUCUUUAGCACUACCCAACGUCAUCCUAAGUGACCAGCCGCCAAAGGUCUCUGGAGGCAGACUGAAGUGCACCUCCAUGAAGAGCAAAGCCGGCCUUCUCUGGCAUGAAGGAUUCAACUACUUCUGUCAGGUGGUUUUCUGGGGCACGCUGGCCUUGAUGGUGGUCUGCUACACGUUCAUCAGCAAGAAGGUUUAUGAGUCAUACAAAGCCUCAAAGAUCAAAUCUCGAGCAGUCAGUCGCAGAACCAAGGCAAGAGUUUUUGUGGUGGUGGGGGUGUUUUUCAUCUGCUUUGCCCCGUUUCACUUCGCCCGCGUUCCAUACACUCUGACACAAACUGGCAGCAUGGUUAGCCAUUGCCAGGCCCAGAAUGCUUUGUACAUCGCAAAGGAAACUACCCUGUGGCUCUCGGCCACUAAUGUGUGUCUGGACCCGCUUAUCUAUGUGUUCCUGUGUAAGGUGUUUAGUAAAAGACUCGCAGCUGCUAUCUGCUGUAAGCCACUCCACACAGGUGCCGUAGAUUCUCACACAGCAACAUCAACUCAAAUGGAGAUGUCACAGAUUGGCCAAAGUAACGGACUGGCAUAUAAUGGGCUGCCACAGCAACACGCUGAACAAUAUACAAUGGAAAAAUAAUAACUGUAAUUGUCAAGGCUUGACGAAACACUGGCUGAAAGUGUAUUUUAGUUGUAAAUAGCUUUUGUUUUUAUCGUGAUGACACCGGUUUUUAAAAAUCUAAAAUUAAUUAAUGUGAGUAGAUCCAAAUCUGUUGAAUGGGCAAUGCUACGUUGAUGUAAAAAAUAUGCAAUUAUGUCUGAAGGUGGUCAUGAACUUUCAUGCCAAUAAUGACAACUGUUUUUUAUUUUUAUACAGAACUAACCAAGCACUUCUGUCCCAUGUUUUGCAAAGUCAUCCAACACAUUUCCUUAAGUGUCCUUACUGUCAUCAUCAACUUCCUCCUCUCCUCUAAUCUCAUUCAAACUGCACAUUCCCCAUGCAAAACUUUGGCAAGAGGGUAAAAUCUUGGCAGCACAUAUUCUCUUUUACACCACACACCCAAUGUGAUCAGGGACCGAAUGAUAACAAAAUGCGGACUGCAAUAGAUACUGCUUAAAGCUAAAACUUGUGUGCAAUAUGAAUAACAAUAGUAAUAAAAUUCACAAUCGCAUGGCUUUCAACUUUUAUGCUGGAGGUUUGACUUUUUACAUGUUGUUAUUUUAAAGCGAUUGCUGUGUGGAGUUCACUGUGCAGCAAAGGCAGCCAACAGAAACUACAGACUAACAUCGCAGAUUUGGUUUUGAUAACGCUGAGUGUAACCAAACCUAAAAAUGCUCAGUGAAGCUGUUAGCAAAUGCACCAUGUUGCAGUAGCUUUACUGAGUCAUACAUUUUUUAAUUGAACAAGAGAAUAUAACAAUAGAAUAUAUAAUAGAAUAGAAUAACUUGACCUUUUCAAACUGCAAGACCUCUGUUAAGAUAAUUAUUUAUCAGGAUAUGAACAUAAAUAUUUAAGGUGAUAGCCUUAGAUAGCCCAGAUAGCUCAGUUAGUAGAGUGGGGGGGGCCAUAAAGGUUUACUCUUCAAAGCAAGGGGUCCCGGGUUUGACUCCGACCAGCAGCCCUUAGCUGUCAUUCCCCCCUCUCCCCUUUCAUGUCUUCAGCU